Gallus gallus (chicken) is the source of this 3430-nucleotide messenger RNA. Its product is annotated as BCL-6 corepressor-like. Bases 1873 to 2664 code for a protein of 263 amino acids. Lineage: Eukaryota; Metazoa; Chordata; Aves; Galliformes; Phasianidae. The transcript is spliced from 2 exons. The record is from RefSeq and is a predicted model, not a curated record.
AGCGCUGAGGGGGCGCCCGCGCAGGCGCGGCCGUGUCGCCUUCAGGGCUGUGGGGAGCGGGCGCUCUGGGGGGUGAUGGCGCCGCGCUGAGGUCCGCCACCCGCCCAUCCCCGCAGUGACGCGCGAAGGGCAGGCCGCGGGUACCGCCACAGUCAGUGUUAAUGCAUAACUGACGGUAACUUAAGGCCUUCGGGCCUUUACAUGCGCAAAGCUAGCCUGCAUCUUUAAGGAAACACACUAACAAAACCCACUUUUUUUUUUUUUCUUUUUUUCUUUUUUUUUUUUUUCUACGGAAAGAACAGUAGUAUUGGUGCUGGCAUUUAACGUUUUCACAAAACGCUUUAAUUCUGGAUGAGGUGAAACACACAGAAGAGCCAGUGGUUUCGUACCUGACCCAUUAAAAGCAGCAACCGCUCCCAUAACUCUGAGUAAUAAUCCCGCAUCCGUUCCUCACCCGUUUCAUCCCAUAACGCAACACGCAAAGACGCUGAGCCUUUUAACCUGCAGCACACCUACAGCUGUUAUGCUUUCCAUUGGAGAAAUACCCCUAAAACAACAGAUCACCACUCUUCUUUCAGUGCAAACAUAAAUGUUACCACAGCACUCACAUGCGCGCCCCUUCAUUCCGCAGAAUGGCAACCCAGGCGGGCAAAGAACCAGCACUGAGCUGCUUUAAGGGUGGAGUACUGGGAAGGAAAGGACCUGUGAGAGAUUUUUGGACUAAAAGCACGAAAAGCUUUUAUUCUUCAACUUAAAUCUGCAUAGAUGCACCAGAAUACCUCAUGAAUGCAAAAGGCCUCCGUCAGUUGCUGCUCAUGGAGAUACAUCACUUUCUCCACACAGCAACCAAUGCUGACAGUAUUCUGGUGGGAGGGAUGGAGGUUCCAAGAAAACAUGCCCCAGUAACAGAGAAGAUGAGGGUGACAGUAAAUGUUCUGAUUUUCGCUUCUUUCUCUGGCUGUUUCCAGGUGUAGCAGAGGUAACAUUGCUGAAUAGGAGAAAUAGGGAUAAAAUAGACUUGGGUUAUAACCAAGUUUGAACCAAUGGGACCUAAAGGCACAUAAAUCAGGGUAUGAUUAGUCUAUUUAUUUCAAUAUAUUUGCAACACGUCUUGCUUUAGUCAGCCCAUGUUGUAGGAUUAAUCUGACCCAUAGGCCUUUUUAAUACCCAUGCUUGAUAGCGUGUGAGGGAACAGCCUCAAGAGAGGCUGCACCAGGUUUGGCAGUUCAGGCAGUUCACCUGUGGUUCAGGUUGGAUAUGAGGAAGAAUUUCUUCUCAGGGAGAGCAGUGAGGCAGUGGCACAGGCAGCCCAGGGAGGUGGGGGAGUCACCGUCCCUGGAGGUGUUCAAGAACUGUGUGGAUGUGGCACUGAGUUGCACGGUUUAGUGGUAUAGUGGUGAUGGGUUAAUCGAUCAAUUAGAUGAUCUCAGUGGUCUUUCCAACCUUAAUGAUGGUAUGAUUAGAUUUGUCUAAGGGACUGAAGGGAUUUUAACAAUUUAGACAGAGGUGGGCUACGAAGUACUGCACUGAAUCGAGGGCAAAUUACAGAAAACAAAAGAUCAACAAAUCCAAACCAGAGAGAGAUCCCAUCACUGACUCGGCAAGGAGGGACAACCGAUUGUCACAGUUUCUUUUUACACUGUAAACCCUGAUGCAAAACUCGGGCUAGACAAGACAGGAGCAGUUAGGGCAGUUAGAGAUGGGUGGGACGAUGCACGGGGUUGUGAAGUCACGCCGGGGUUCCGAUCACGGCAACCAGCCCACCAAAACCAACACAAAACUCUUCGAGGCGCUCUUGCGAGGGUCAACAAGUGAGGAGAGCGGACCAAAAGCUGUCUUUGCUGCUGCCGCUUGGCACCACGUUUGGCAGAGAUGAUCAACAGCCUGCAAUAUGACAUCGACGAGCUGUGCUUCAGGGUAAUGCGGCUCAGCCUUAACACCAGGCACGCAAAUACACCCGACAGCACAGACAAGCGGUGUGAGCAGACUGCAGAGCGAAAAGAGCGCUCAACAGAGAAAGGCUGUUCAAAGAGACGCUCGGUGGAGAAGAAGGCAGAAGAUCAGCCACCACGACAGCACAGCCAACAUCCACGGCCACCUGGGCAGAAGCGGAAGCAAUACAACGACAGCCCAGAAAAUGACAUCAGCCUUGGGGACAACAGUGCAGGCAAAUUGGAUGAGGAAUUUGUCCCAGUGGCCAAGAAGAGGUGCAGAGGCUUGCCUGCAUUCGAACCAUCUGUGCAUGCAAAUAGCCUCUCCUGCAGCAGCUCAAACAAGGCUCAGCUGAGCUGUGCUUCAGCUCCACCUCUUGCUGCCCAACAUCACACAGGGCAAGAAAGCUGCCAGGCAGAAGGUCCCAACACGGGCAAAAAGGACAGGUUCCAGCCUGAACCUCUGCUACCCAAACCGGCAGAGAGGGAAAAACCAUCAGGCAAACGCAAGUGCAAGACAAAACACCUCAAUGUGCAGGGGAGCAGGAAAAGAUCAUUUCUGGCAAUGGACGACCCCUUCGCCAUCGAAGACACCCGAGACAUGGUCGCAGUGCCAAAAAAGUGGAUGAGAUUAGUAGAGCCCAUUUUACAUCAUGGCUCCUCCCCUGCCAUAACCAACCAGCAGAGGUUGCACAAGCAGCUGCAGCAGCCCCCCUCUCUGCCGACCCUCUAGCCUGCCCUGCUGCAUCUUAACACAGGAUGCCUCUUUACCUACCACAGCCAUUUUGGAAACCUGGCAAGUUCUGCAGAACUUCAAAUGCCUGCCUGUAGCAACUCUGCCUCAGGUAUUUGUGCAUGACUGAAAACAACAGGUUAUGUCGGCGGACGAUGUCACUUUCACUGCAGGGCCACCGUGCUGCAUUGGUGAUCCACUCUGCUUCUGUGACAAAGAACAGCGCAGUAUUAUUUCUACGACUUAAAACUGUUAAACUUCUGACAUUUGGCCGGUCAAAGUACACUACAGACUGUAGGAGAAAAAUAUCUCUGAAGUUAACAUAGAAUGUAGUUUGAGUUAUUAGCAAUUUGUUCCUUAGCACCAAUACUUUUCAGACGUAGUCUCAGAACAUUACAAGUCAACUCUUUCAUUAAAUAUUAGGGUAGUGGAAUGAACUGUAAGCGGUGUAUAUAAAUGUAUUUGUGUGUAUAAAUGUCUAGGUAUUUAUUUAGAUAAACUUGAAUAGCAAAUUUAGUUGAUUGAUGUUUGUAUAGAAGACCUUCUACUCUUGUAUGUACUUCUGAGUUUUUUCUUUCAGUGAAGCUGUUCUGAAAAGCCAGUAACUUCUUAUUUUAUUGAAUAAAAAUUUAAUAUUCAAAAGCUGUAUUUGCAACAUGACUAUACAGGGAGGGGGGAAGAAACACUGCAAUCCUCCAGGCCUCCACUUUCUUGGGCACCAAAUUUCACCGUGCUCAAAGGAAAUUUACAUGGGUCAGGGUCACCU